Molecule: messenger RNA, 1648 nt
Organism: Candoia aspera
Lineage: Eukaryota; Metazoa; Chordata; Lepidosauria; Squamata; Candoiidae
Gene: METTL25B
Product: methyltransferase like 25B
Exons: 7
Coding region: 50-1588 (512 amino acids)
Biological process (GO): rRNA modification
Molecular function (GO): rRNA (adenine-N6,N6-)-dimethyltransferase activity
Source: RefSeq, a predicted model, not a curated record
UCCGCGGCUGCGCGGCGACGGGGGCCGACCGGGGCCAAACUUCGCCGUCAUGCGCGGCUUCCCGCUGGAGGAGCAGAAGCGCCUGGCCGCCGGCCUCGCCCGCGUCCUCUCGCUGUACCGGCCGAUCACGGACGCCUUCGUCAUCGAGUUCUUCACCGACGACCUUUGGGGCCGCCUCCCGCGCGGCUGGCAGGCGGCGCUGGGCGACCUCUCGCCCCCGCAGGUGGCCGCGCUGCUGCUGCAGAGGGGCCGCCGGCGCCGCCGCUCGGUGUGGCCGCUCUCGCUGCUGGCCUUCCGGGCCACCGCGCACGCCCUGGCCUUCCCCAGGGGCCCCGCCGCGCCCCGCGAGGCCCCGCUGCCGCCGCCCUUCCGCAGGCACCUGAAGCCCAAGAAGCAGCACGAGGUCCGGCGACUCGCGCAGGUGGUGAAGAAGCUGAGCCAGCUCACCGGGUGCCACGAGGUGGUGGACGUGGGCUCCGGUCAGGGCCACCUCUCUCGCUUCUUGGCGUUCUGGCUCCAGUUGUCUGUCACAGCUGUCGAGGGAGACCCCCGCCUCGUCGCUCAGGCCAUCGAGUUUGACCGGGAGUUGGUUCGGGGGCUGAAGAAAGAGCAGGCCAGGCAGCAGGCUCCAGACAGCCUCUCUGUCCAGGGGCCGAGCCACGUGGUGGGCUGGGUCAGUCCUGACUCUCCAUGGCCAGAGUUUGUGGAAUUGCUGCGCUCUGGGAAGGCUGGAGGGGGGGACCCCGCAGGAGACAGGAAUGCAUGGGGAGAAGCACCGGGCCGUCAACCCACCGUGCUGUGUGAGCUUAGAGAAACUGAAGCCAGAAAAGGAGGUGCAGACCAUGGGGAAGAUAUCCCAGAUUUCCUGGAAUGGGACUCGCCAGCCAGCCUGCGACCACAGCACCCCCAGGAACCGCUUUUGCUCACUGGCCUGCAUGCCUGUGGGGACCUCAGUGCGACCCUCCUCCGGCUCUUUGUUGCCUGCCCCCACGUUGUUGGCAUCACUUCAGUGGCCUGCUGCUACAUGAAGCUGAGCACUGGGGAGGUGGCCCAGCCCGGCUACCCCCUGAGCAACUGGGUGUCUGGGUUGCCAGGCCACCAGCUCUCGUACAAGGCCCGGGAAGGGGCCUGCCACGCCAUCGAGGACUACAUUCUGCGGCUCGAGCGCAACAGCUCUUCCCUGAAGACGCACUGCUUCCGGGCAAGGCUGGAGACGGUGAUCCGGGCCAUUGACCCAGCCAAGAAACGUGCUGGGGUGCAGGCCAUCCCCAAGGCCCACGAGAUGACCUUUGAGCAAUACGCUCGCCGGGGGCUGGAACGUGUCGGCAUGAGCCUGGAUGGGCCCCUAGAGCCACCGUCUCUGGCCCAACAGCAGAGGGUGGUGGUCUUCUUCAGCCUUGCUCUUCUGCUGGCCCCUUUGGUGGAGACCCUUAUUCUCCUUGAUCGGAUGAUCUACCUGCAAGAGCAAGGUUUCCCGUGUGAGCUGGUCCCUCUCUUCAACCCAACUCUCUCUGCCAGGAAUCUCGUACUGGUGGCUGCCAAGAAGGUGCUACCCUCCGACCUCUGGGGCCUGGCUGCAGAAGACUAAGGGGAGGAGGUUCUUGUCCUGGAUGGGCCUUCUCAGUGCUUUAUGCAGAAAAAGCAAAAG